ACCGAGCCCUCCACACCCAGCGGCCCACCAUGCCGGCCGGGAUGAAGCCGCUGGAGAAGUUCCUGAAGAAGCAGACCACGGCGCUGACCCGGGCGGGCGGCUUCGUCGGCGGGGUGGCGGACAAGGCCAGCGGCGGCACCGGGGCGUCCCGCCGGAGGGCCAGCCUGUCCCGGGUGGUUCCGUUCUUCAGGGAGACGUCGCCGGAGAGCGGCCAGGCCCGGGAGGUGUUCAGCCCCGACAGCGAGGACCCGCCCUCCUGGCCCUCGGCGGCGGGAACCGGCCCGGUCUCGGUGCCCGGCAGCGCCAACAGCUCCGGUUCCGGUUCUGGAGGAGGAGACGUCCGCAGCCCGUCCCUGUCCAGCGACGAGCAGAGCUCCGAGGCCAGUCUGGUCACCGACGGAGGAGGGACGCCGCUGCACCCCGACACCCCCGACAACCUGACGCUCGCCGUGCUGGACAGCGUGGCGGGAAAACGCUUCGGACACUGUACAGAAACGCUGCUGGAUGACUUCAUGUUGACACAUCCCAUCUUCCUGACGGCCGACAGGCUCCAGCAAGUCCUGCUGCAGCAAUUCAGUUUGGAGGGAGACGGAGGGGGGAGGGAGGGGGUAGGAGGAGGAGGAGGAGGAGGAGGAGGAGGUGAUGAAGAUGCAGAGGCAGCCAUGAUGGACGGAGCAGAGAGGAAGCAGGCCGUGCUGAAUGUGGCGUUUAGAUACCUGGACACCUACAGAGAGCUGCUGCAGGAGGAGGGAGAGCGCAGCAACAGCUUCCCCAAGGAGCUAUACCUGUGUGCGGUUCAGGAACUGACUCGGUAUCCUGAACUGGUCGAGGACGUCCUCAAACUUCAGAGGUGGACCGAGAUCUUACACUGCCCCUCUGAUGAGGAGAAGGAAAGCAGGAAGAAGCAGGUCCGUCCUCUCUUCAGACACUUCAGACGCAUCGAUGCCUGUUUGCAGCCCAGGGAGGCGUUUAGGGGCUCUGAUGAGAUCUUCUGCAGGGUUUACACUCCGGAUCAUUCCUACGUGACCAUCCGGAGCCGGCUGUCCUGCCGGGUCGGAGAGAUUCUGGCUCUGGUCCGAGAGAAGCUGCAGUACAGCGAGGACCAACCGGUUCUGCCCGGAAACCUCAUCCUGGUGGCGGUGACGUCAGCCGGAGAGAAAGCAGUGUUUCGUCCGAGCGAUGAGGCCGUCUUCACCACGCUGGGAGUCAACACUCACCUGUUCGCCUGCGAGGCCUCCGAACUGGACUCACUGCUGCCUCUGCCUGAAGAGAUCCACUGGAGUCCCGGAGACAGCAAACUACACGACAUGUCAGCUGAGGAGGUUUCUAACCAGCUGGUGGUGUUUGACUGGGAGCUGUUCAGCUGCGUGCACGAGGUGGAGUUUGUGUGUUACGUGUUUCAUGGGGAGCAGUCUCGCUGGCGCCCCCUGAACCUGGAGCUGGUCCUGCAGCGCUGCAGCGAGGUGCAGCACUGGGUCGCCACGGAGAUCCUGCAGUGUCAGUCGCUGCCCAAGAGGAUCCAGCUGCUGCGCAAGUUCAUCAAGAUCGCAGCGCUCUGUAAGCAGCAGCAGGAUCUUCUCUCCUUCCUCGCUGUGGUUCUGGGUUUGGACAAUCCGGCCGUCAGCAGGCUGAGACUCACCUGGGAGGGUCUGCCGGGGAAGUUCAGGAAACAGUUCCAGCAGUUUGAAAGCAUCGCGGACCCGUCCAGGAACCAUAAGUCCUACAGAGACCUGAUCACCAGCCUGAGGCCUCCUCUGAUCCCGUUCACUCCUCUGCUGCUCAAAGACUUGACGUUUCUUCACGAGAGCUGUAAAACGUUUCACGGUGAACUCGUCAACUUUGAGAAGAUGCAUAAAGUGGCCGAGAUGGUGAGGAUCAUUAGACGAUACAGGAGCAGUCAGCUAGCCAUGGAUACAGAGACGUCCCCCUCUCACCUGCAGACGAAGGCCUACGUCCGGCAGCUGCAGGUCAUCGACAACCAGAACCUGCUGUUCGACAUGUCCUGCAAGCUGGAGCCCAAAGACACGUAGAGCGACAGCGACGACGAGGACGACGGCGAUGACGACGGCGAAACUUCAACCCUCCUCCUGAUCAUCUGCCUGAAACAAGAGAAGACACCACCUUUUAUUUUGUACGUUCAGAGCUCCGCCAACCAAAACGUCCCAGCGUCCUCGUCCUGUGGCGGCCAUUUUGUCUCAGUGUUUGUCAGUCUUCGUUGAAACGUUCGUCUGAGGCGUCUGAGGUGCAGGUCUGGAA
Molecule: messenger RNA, 2256 nt
Organism: Stegastes partitus (bicolor damselfish)
Lineage: Eukaryota; Metazoa; Chordata; Actinopteri; Pomacentridae
Gene: rapgefl1
Product: Rap guanine nucleotide exchange factor (GEF)-like 1
Exons: 16
Coding region: 30-2030 (666 amino acids)
Biological process (GO): Ras protein signal transduction
Cellular component (GO): plasma membrane
Molecular function (GO): guanyl-nucleotide exchange factor activity
Source: RefSeq, a predicted model, not a curated record